Molecule: messenger RNA, 780 nt
Organism: Paramuricea clavata
Lineage: Eukaryota; Metazoa; Cnidaria; Anthozoa; Malacalcyonacea; Plexauridae
Source: the annotation of a GenBank genome assembly
AAAAGCUUGAUGGCCUCUACGGAACUUGGCGCAAAGCAUCGACUGAAAAGGCUUCGUACAAGUAAGUGGUGUACAUAAUAAACUUGUGUGAUUUGACUCUGAACUCCUUGAAAAAACACACUAAAACACUUUGAAUAAAUAAAUAUUUUUUCAUAUUACAGUUUGCCCAAACCCAUGAUGAAGAACAGUGAUUUGGCUCGACUGAUCAAUUCAGAAGAAAUCCAAAAAGUUGUUCGACCAACCAAGUAAGAUUGCGAUACCCAUGUUGACAUGUUAUUGUACAUAUUGUUGCUUGUAGAAUUUUUGUAAUUUCAUGAUCAUUUCUUUCACUAUUACCCAUACAUACAUAACCAGGGCUUGAAAUAACGUUCAUAAAGUUCACGAUCAUGGUGAUCUGCAGUCUGGACUUUCCCUGUUUCCUCCAAUUGAAAACCCCGCCCCUCUGCUGAUUAGAAACAGUUUCUUGUAGAUUGGGUGUUAUUUCAAACCCAGCAUAACAUUAAGCUGUGAUGGCUUAUUCCUCAGCCAGAUAAAGUAGUCAACGUUUCAAUUCAAAUAAUUCUUUCAGGCCUGCACCUAAACGUGCGCAACUGAAGAAGAAUCCUCUGAAGAAUCUGGGCGUGAUGCUGAAGUUAAACCCUCAUGCGAAGAGCACAAAGAGGGCUGCAAUUUUGGCGCAAGAGAGAAGCAAAGCAGCAAGGAAGGAUGUAGUGGAGAAGAAACGAAAGCAAUGAAUGAAAUAAUGCAGAACUUUGAGAUUAAAUGAAUAAUUCUCUCUGA